ACAGCAGCAUCUCUCUCUCCGCAGAUCCAGCGGACAUCUGGAGCAGCCCUGCCCGGGAAUCAAACCCCCGAGCAUCGAGCACCGACAUCCCGCACCGAGCCAGCCCUCCUAUCGCUGUGUGUGUGUUUCCCGGUGAAAACGCUUCCUGCGCUCCGGUGUUGUUGUCGUGGCUCGGGAUCUCCACCGGGAGGCUGCUGCUGCUGAGCUCCGGAGGGACGGACGGUCCGUUUCUGCCGGUAAAAACACGGAAAUACCGAGCCUAAAACCCGGGAGGGGUGAUGGACUGAAGUGAUCGUUCAUCUGAGAGGGUCUAGGCCCGCUGGAAGCUGCGACACAUCUGGAGCUGGUGCGUCUGGACCUCGGUUCCUGCCUCAGUCUGGACUGAAGCGCCUGAUUGAAGUGUCUCCGGGGGUUCGGUGUGUUUUAUCUCUGUAGUUUUCUUCUCUCGGUGUUUUGCUCGCAGAUAAACGGUCCUGAUCAAGAGUUUGAGGGAGCAGGCGGAUCCCCCUCCUCCUCCUCCUCCUCCUCCUCCUCCUCCUCCUCCUCCCCCCGCUGGUCUGGAUUAGAGCCCAUCAGGAUCAUGAAUCAUCCCCCCUCUGCGACUCUAAUCUGGGUUUUACCGAGCUGGAUUUAAAUCUGAGAUCUGAUCUGGAUUACUCCGCUCCUGGUUCUGAUCGGGUCACAUCUGACCCGGUCUGAGCCGGUCCCGGUCCUGCUGUGAUCUCGGUCCUCUUCUGCUGUCAUCAUGCCGACGUCCAGGCCCGGUUCGGAGCCGGUGGAGUUCUGGGUGGACGGGUCGAGGCGGGACGGGACGGUGGAGGACUUCUACACGCUGAGCGCCGAGCUGGGCAGAGGAGCGACGUCCAUCGUGUACCGCUGUGAGGAGAAACAGACCCAGAAACCCUAUGCUGUCAAAGUCCUCAAGAAAACGAUCGACAAGAAAAUCGUGCGCACUGAGAUUGGCGUCCUGCUGCGUCUUUCCCACCCAAACAUUAUCCAGCUGAAGGAAAUCUUUGAGACGGACACCGACAUCGCUCUGGUGCUGGAGCUGGUGACUGGAGGAGAGCUGUUUGACAGGAUUGUGGAACGCGGUUACUACAGCGAGAGAGACGCCGCUCACGUCAUCAAACAGAUCCUGGAGGCUGUGGCGUAUUUACAUGAGAACGGUGUUGUGCAUCGUGACCUCAAACCUGAGAACCUCCUGUAUGCUGACCUGUCGCUGGACGCUCCGCUGAAGAUAGCCGACUUUGGUCUCUCCAAAAUCAUCGACGAUCAGGUGACCAUGAAGACUGUAUGUGGUACUCCAGGGUACUGUGCUCCUGAGAUCCUGCGGGGAAAUGCCUACGGCCCCGAAGUGGACAUGUGGUCGGUGGGCGUCAUCCUCUACAUCCUACUCUGUGGCUUUGAGCCCUUCUUUGACCCGAGGGGAGAUCAGUACAUGUACAGCCGCAUCCUCAACUGCGACUAUGAGUUUGUGUCUCCCUGGUGGGACGAGGUCUCCCUCAAUGCCAAGGAUCUGGUCAGUAAGCUAAUCGUUCUCGACCCUCACAAACGUCUCAGUGUGCGGGAGGCCCUGCAGCACCCCUGGGUGCUGGGUAAAGCUGCCCGGUUCUCCCACAUGGACACCACCCAGAGAAAGCUGCAGGAGUUCAACGCCCGACGCAAACUUAAGGCUGCCAUGAAGGCCGUCGUGGCCACCAGUCGGAUGCAUGAGGGCUCGCGGCGUCGCACCGACAGCUGUGAGAUUCCAGGUUCAGGGACUUCCCGGCAGAGCAGCAUGCAGCAAGACCCCCCUCCGGAGUCCAAAGGCCCCACCGCUGAUGACAAAAAGGAUCCACCCUCAGACCAGCAGGUGCCGCAGGAAGUUGAAUCGAAGUCUGCCGACCAAAGUGCCCUCAGUCCGUCCCCUCCACGCAGCCCAAAACCGCCAAGCUCUGAUGCCACGCCCACAGGCCCCGCCCCCACCAGACCACCGCUGCGUGUUGACGGGAUGCGACAGGCGUCCGUCAUCCCCAAAAGCAUGUUGGUUCAACCGCGGCUGCCGCAGAAGAGCUGCUCCGUUAUAGAGGCCACGCCUAGAGUCGAAGCCACGCCCCCAAGUCCCAACAACCUCAGCAAUGGCUUCACAAUGGGGGUGGAGCCUGCCAGUAAGACCGCCCACUGCCAGUGAUUGCUGUUUUACUUUCAUACAAACAUCACACAGCUGAGCUCUUUACAAACAUCUAAACCAUCUUAUUGGGACCAAAUUACACCAGAACCAAAAGCAUCCAUAACACCCAGCUAACAUUUAAUCAGUAUCCUCUGUUCUGUAGUUCAGCUAACAGACUAACAUGCUAACGUACUACUGACUCACUGAGGGUUUGUUGGAUGUUUCUGCAGCUUCUGUUUUGGAGGCUAGAAAUAAAUACAAAGCAUUUGUCUCAUAUCAGGACUUACAUAUCUGUUGCUGUGGUGAGAAAAACAACACCGAGAUUCCUGCAUGGACAUGAAAAUAAUGCUUCAUCUAGAUAUAGAAACGUAAAAAUAACAAUUUUCAUCAAUCUUCUAUCAAAUUUGAAAUUAUUUACACAUUUUCAAGACAAGUACAGGCUCGUUAAGGGAAUUAGCAAUAUGCUAGCUGCAAGCUUGACAUCCAAAUUUUCUGCAGAAUUAUGGCACAAAAAACCUCAAUGUUACAUAAACAAUUACAGUAUGGUUAACAGUUAAAAUUAUUAGCUAACAAUAUGGAUUAACAGUUGUAAUUGUCAAUAAUUAAAAGUGAACAAAGCGAAUAUAGCUAGCUAAGAAUGUUUUUACAUGGCAUAAAUGAGCAGUAGUUCUGUAAUGCUUUCUUUACUUAACUGAUGAGCUCAUGUUUACGACAUGGAAAACCACUUACAUGAAAUAUUUGACUUUCAAAUGCACCUAAGUCGUGAGAACACAGAUAUGGAUUUUUCUGUCACGGUCUAGAAGUCACCAAGGUUAACCGUUCAGCAAGCAAAUGAGUUGUGAACAUCAUGCAGGAAAUGCAAAGAUAUAAAGCAAAGAUUAGCCCAUGGGGAACAUCAACCUGUCUUUAAUCAGACACUAUGAAAUUUGACCCCCAAAAUUCAAAAUCUUAAUCAUAAGCACAUGAUUUCUGGAUAUAAUCUAAUGUCACAAACUAACAACAAAGGGAAUAAAAGUUGGCUUCUGCUAACUUCUAAACUGUUGCUGGCAUCUCAUUGCUAUCUUGCUCGAUAAUAUUGUGGGUAAAUAAAUACUAUACACUCCCAGAAAGUGGAUGUAUUAAGGCUUGGUCAUUUAAAAUUAUGUAAUUUGUUCAUUGACUGUGACUGAUGGUAGCGCAUCUGGGCUAGCUGGUGUGUUAAAAGUCAGCUCACUUGCUACAGGAGUUCACCAACCAGUCCGAUGUUCAGCAAGAACAAUGCAUCUCCAGUGUGUUUUAAAUGAAUCAUUAGAAACCUCUCAGAAAACAGUCAGUCCCAGCAUUGGUGUGUUUGUUUUUCUCACCACAGAAAUGAACAGCAAUGCUACUGUUGUACAAACAAAUGAACAUGUUUACAACCAAAAUGAAGCACUGCAUUAGUCGCAUUGAUCUGUGUUUCUUGUCUAUGUGGACAAUGAUUUCUGAUCACAGACCUCCUCAUUUGCUCCUGGAAUUUAAAGGAAAUUCCUGCAUUUUCCAACCUGGGAAAUAUUCUCAUAAUUGUGUGCUAACUUUGCAUUUGCUACCAGAGUGAUUCAGGAAACUCUUGUACAAAAAUAUGUAUCAGGACUUUUAAAGUAAAUUUUAAUGUAAUAGAAAAUAUUUUAGCUUCAAAAUAGAAUACACAUACAAUAAGGAUCCACCUACAUUAGUUACUGUAGCAUAAGGAUAUAGCCCAAAAUCACAUGUUACAUAUUUACACCUCCAGAUGUGGUCUGAUUGUAUGUUUUCUGUGUGUAUUUACGUGACCACAUGUUGGUGUACAGAGGGUCAUUCGUUAUCACUGAUGGAGUCCCCUACAUUCAGAACUUGAAACUGAAUGAUUGCUGCUUUAUUUUGGUUGUAAACCUGCUGUAUUAGCUCUUACAGCAGUCCAUAUUCUGUCUGUGUCUAGUUUACUGCCAUACUAAAGAAACAGUUCAAUAUUUUUGCACUGUACACUUUGGUUGAAUUCUGUUAUAGGCUUUUAGAUGGAUGACACUCUCAUGUACGUGUGUUCAGUACAGAGCGGGAGUCAGGAUGUUGUUAGCUUACCUUAGCUAAUGAGUCUGGAGACUGAAACAAGGGAAACAGCUAGCAUGGCUCUGUUCAAAUUUUAAAGGAUUUUAAGAGAAUUUUGAGUGUUUAAAUUGAGGGUUUGUACAUGUCAAAUUCAAUGGUGGACAGAAACAUGCUUAAUGUAUUGUUACAGCUGCUGUCACCCAUAAUAUUCUUAGGUUUCAAUUUAUACAAUGGUUUCCCGUCAUAUUUCAUACAGUGCUCUGGAAUGAAUUGUCUGUAGGCCUGUUGUGACUGAAGGUUUGGUUUCUCGCUGCACCACAGGCAUCAACAAAAUGCAGCUGAAAUCCAGCAUUCAGCCAACAACUGCACUCAAAUCAAAUCAAAUCAAGUUUGUUUAUUUAAAUAGCACAUUUUACAGCACCCAGAGUUGACCAGAGUACUGGUCAUGUUGUAAGACAGGCAACAACAAACAUAUAUGCAAAAAAGCAAGACAGACAGCAGGACAAGAUACAAACAUACUAAAAUAUUAAGACUUACACAGUGUGCUGCAGAGCAUCAUGAUAUACAGGCAACAGUGAUGCUGUAGUUUCAUUGGCUGAUGAACUGCAUGAAUAAACUGCGAAUAAAAAGUAGCAAAUGACAACAUCCUGAAGAUAAAAUAUUAUGAAUCAAGCAUAUAAGGGUCAUUAUGCGCAGCGGUCUGGGUAUCAUGAGAUAAUCUGUAGUUUGUCUGUUUCUGUUCUUUAUUUCAAAACAAAAACUGGAAAAACUGUGUCAUGAAUAAAAAACAAUUAAAAUCCAAACACAGUUACAGAGUAUUCAGUGAUACCCAGACCAGGAGCCUUUCACAAAUGAAAAAAUCCAUCCAAAAUUCUUGUUUUAUUUAAGUAUAGACAGUUUUUCAGUACACUCCUAUCAUUUUUAGGAGAAAUGAACAAGUAAAGAGCAGCUCUGUAGCUCACCUGUUGUUUAAUUUGUACAAGAACAGAAAUAUAACAAAAAUUUACAGUAUAUUGGUCGGACUGAUACACUGCUGUUGAUCAAAAAAUAGUUCCUCCAUAAUCUCCGCUCUGACUUUUGUACAUUCUGACAGAUGUAUUUAGAGCUCCAUACUUAACACACAAACAUGAGACUGAAAUCUGAGAGUUUCUGAACAUGGUGAACUUUUCCUUUAAGUUCUGAUCUGGGACAAAUACAGACUCUAGUCUCCUCUCCGGCUUCUUCUUCUUCCUGUCCUGAUACAGAAAGUGAACUUUUCCUCAGACGCUCAGGACGGAGCUGAUUGAUUGUAUUUUGCUAAACUUUGGUGACGCGGCGCUCGGCUGCGUGGACAGACGUGAAGGACGAGGAGUUUUUUCUGCUUCUUCUUCUGCAUCCCUUUUAGUCUUGGCAGCAUGUGCGCUUAGACGCUUCAGACUUUAACACUCCGAGAGGAGGAACAGGAGAUUUCUGGUUCUCGAGGAGUUUUUUAUCCUUUCUACUCUUUACUGUUGACACCCGCUGACUUGAUUACGCAGCUGUAUGAGUAGAUAGAGUAGCUCCAGUCUGUAGCGUUCAGGUAAGUAACUUGUGUUUGUGAGCUUCUAGUAAAACGUUGUGUUGUUUACACUUUAUCAGCAGUGAUGAUGCUCUCCUGUUUGCACUGUACAUACAAUAGUUAAUAGUUACUGACAUCUUUACUGCUCCGCUCGACUGGAGACACAUUCAGUGUUCAAACCCCCACAAAUACCAAAUUUGACCUUAGACCUUAAUUGGAAAUCAAACCCUUUCAUCAGAUCCGAAACCACACAUUCUACCUCUUUUUGUACAGGGGCUUCCAAAAUGAAUUAAAGUGACGCAUCCGGAAAGAAAAUGAUGAGACAAGACAAGCAGAUGGAGCUGAUCCUGGUCAGAAAAACAUCAUUAAUUAGACGUUCAUACACAAAGAUAUGGUGGAAAAGACGCUCCGAACAGGACAGCAGCUUGAGAAAACAGAAGCAAGCUGAGAUUUUCAUUCAAAAUGUUUCCAGUUUUAGACUUGACUUUAUUCAGUCGGUGACUACAUAAUUGGAAAUAUUACCAAUAUUACAACACAUAACUAAAUUAAACCAGCUGAAACUUUUUAAAACUCUUUUCACACUGCAAACAACAACAUUGCAUCACAGAAACAUGUGAGAAUGAGAGUAACACAGUUACAAGUCAAGUUUUCAGUCAACACAUUUUAGGUUUAUCAUUGGGUUAACUCAUAGGCUGAAUAAAUACAGUCUUUGUAUUAUCAAAUUAAUCAGAAGGUUUUCUCAGCUUGCUGUGCUUUUUGUCCUGUCUUAGCCACCGUAUACAAUCCUGGAUUGUGAAGCAAACAUUCGUCCUUUAAAGGCUUUUCUUUUUAAAGAGGAACCAAACCUCCAGACCCACAGAGCUCCCAAAGCCCUGACAAAUCUGCUUUCUUUAAAUGUUUGGUGCACAAGAAUAAAAAAUAUCAUCUGUCAGGACUAAAGCCUGAAUCUGCUGACCUCUCUUUAUCACACUCCUUCUCUCUUCUAAACAAACAAAACAUGAACCAAUAGGAAAUAUCCAUACACUGUGACACAUCUUACAUUGUUUUGCAAAUCUGCUUGAAAAUUACUAAAGCACUAAAUCCCACUGGAAAAAUAAUGAAUCAUUUUCAAUUCCUGCAGAUCCGAGUCCAAUGAUUUCAUCAGUUAAAUCAUCAGAAAUUAUUGCUAUAAACAGCUGGAAAUGCAAUAUAAUAACAAAUAAUUGUUGUUUAUUUCAAACCUGCUGGUUUUCAAUCAGACUUUCAUAGUUUGGAAAAUGUUAACAAGCCUGGUGGUCCAACAGUCAUUUAAAACUAAACGUGUAAAUCAACCAAAAAUGUACUAAAAAUUAAAAAUACAACAAAAGCAGCAAUAAAACAAUCAGAUGUAUGUUUGAUUUCUCAGUGACUUCCUGAAAUAAAAUCUAUUUUUGAUCUGGUUCAGGUAGAACUUCCAUACAGAGCAGUUCUUGUUAUAUAAUUUUGUCAUAAAAUCAGUCACAGUUGACGCAGUUUGACUGCAGUUGAUAGUUUGGUUCCUCUUUAAAUCUCCUGGUUAAAACAGAUGUGCCACAGCUGGAUUUGCCUGAAGACAGGUGUUUAUAUCUUCUUGCCAAAUGGAAAACACUGGAUAACUAGCUGUCAUGGUGAAAGCAUGUGACUGUACAUUUGAUUUGCAUCUAUACUCUUCUGUACAAACAUGAAUAUUUUCUUCUAUUUAUCUCAGCCUGACGGAGAUUCAAGUGUUGAGGUGGGCGGGGAUCAACUGUAAAUGUUUGUUUUGUGUUUGAUGAGUAAACUUGUAUCUUUUUUAAUUCUGACAGAUGACAUAUAAAGUGACAGUGUAGCAGUGUGGGCUGUUACACUGUUGUGUAUCUUUGCAUGUAUUAUUUAACUUCCUUUGAUCAUAUCGGAUUAAAGAAGCGGAGAGUCUGAAUCCUGCAGGACUCUGAAUCUGGGUUCAGUCUAAAUGAACAUUUGCUGCAGGAUGUUUGAAGCAAGACUUUGCAUCACAUGUUCAGUAAAGAAUAGCUGAUAGAAACCA
Messenger RNA from Amphiprion ocellaris (clown anemonefish), 7749 nucleotides. Its product is annotated as calcium/calmodulin-dependent protein kinase type IV. Gene Ontology annotation, biological process: protein phosphorylation. The transcript is spliced from 11 exons. Lineage: Eukaryota; Metazoa; Chordata; Actinopteri; Pomacentridae. The record is from RefSeq and is a predicted model, not a curated record. Bases 746 to 2170 code for a protein of 474 amino acids. Gene Ontology annotation, molecular function: calmodulin binding; calcium/calmodulin-dependent protein kinase activity; ATP binding.